UCCGAGGAUGUGGAAAACAAGGCAUCAGGGAUCUCGUGGUCGUCGUCGGGACAUAAUCGCGUACAAGUGGAAAGAUUGUGGCUAGAUGGGCCCUAUUCUAAUCCAGGCACCGCAUACGGGGGAUGUUGCGCUUAUCAAUAGAGGAGAAGAGGCCUCAACGAUCAGGACCUCUAGCCUGAUCGUUGUCAGUGCCUACAUUAGCGUUACUUCCAAAAGGAACACCGAAAGGAUCCUCCUCACCAAAAGUUCUCAUCUUCUCGGUCCAGGUACCUUUUUGCAGACAAUGCUGCCGAGAGGCUCCAGAUUCAGGUGACGAACGAACUGACAGGGUGUGUCGGGUCGUUUUUUAUUUAGUUAAAAAGUAAAAUUAUAGGGUAAAGAAAAAGCAGUAAGAGAGAAGGAAGAGAAAUUAAAGGAGGGAGAGGAAAGAGUAGGAAGAAAUAAGAGGAAGUUUCAAAUUAGAAAUAAUAAAUAAGGGGAAGAAGAGGAAAAGGAAACUUUGUCGAGCAAGAAGAAGUAAAGUGGAGCUCUACACGAGAUAGUGUGAAAGUUUGUAUGUACGAUGUGCAGAAGCGUUAAUGAAGGUUUUUGAGUGAAGUGUUCGACGAUUCGUGCGAUUUGUGAGUAGUGAUAAUGUGGCGAGGAAGACACGUAAUUCUGGCUGGUUUCUGAUCCUCCUAACACUGGAGCGCAAAAUCAUUCAAGUGAAGAAGAAAGCAUGCCAGGGGGGCGAAGGGGCCUAGUAGCCCCUCAAAACACGUUUUUGGAAAAUAUUAUUCGAAGAAGCAGCAGUCAACCUGACAGCAGUUUUCUAUUGGCCAAUGCUCAAAUAGUAGACUUCCCAAUCGUUUAUUGCAAUGAGAGCUUUUGCAAAAUCUCAGGCUACAAUCGGGCUGAGGUAAUGCAAAAGUCAUGCCGUUGUGGAUUUAUGUACGGAGAACUCACAGAUAAGGAAACUAUAACGAGAAUUGAAGAGUGCCUAGAGGGACAGAUUCCUGACCAGUUUGAGAUUUUGCUGUAUAAAAAGAACAAAACCCCAUUAUGGCUGCUGCUGCAAAUAGCCCCAAUAAAAAACGAACGGGACCUAGUGGUCCUGUUUCUGCUGACUUUUCGAGACAUCACCGCACUGAAACAGCCCAUCGAAACAGACGACAGCAAAGGUGGCCUUUCCAAGUUCGCCAAACUAGCCAGAUCAGUUACCAGAUCCAGGUCGGUCCUCGUUUCCCAAUUCAGCUCUCAUAUGCCAGCACUGAAAGAUUCAGCGAUGCCGGUUGCAACAAAGCAAUCGCAUUUGGGUCCUAUGAUGUCCUUAAGUGGAGAUGUGAUGCCCCAGUAUCGACAAGAGGCACCCAAGACUCCUCCUCAUAUCCUCCUACAUUAUUGUGCAUUUAAAGCGAUCUGGGACUGGAUUAUUUUAUGCCUAACUUUCUACACAGCUAUUAUGGUCCCCUACAAUGUCGCCUUUAAGAAUAAGACCAGCGAAGAUGUUUUCCUCCUGGUAGUGGAUACUAUCGUCGAUGUGAUUUUCUUCAUCGAUAUAGUGCUCAAUUUUCAUACCACUUUUGUCGGGGCCGGCGGCGAAGUAGUUUCCGAUCCAAAGGUCAUCAGAAUGAAUUAUCUUAAGUCCUGGUUCAUCAUAGACUUGUUGAGUUGCCUACCAUACGACGUAUUCAACGCCUUCGAUCACGAUGAAGAUGGAAUAGGAAGCCUUUUUUCAGCUCUGAAGGUGGUGAGACUUCUCCGACUCGGCAGGGUUGUCCGAAAACUCGACCGAUAUUUAGAAUAUGGUGCUGCGAUGCUCAUUCUUCUACUCUGUUUUUACAUGCUGGUGGCUCAUUGGCUUGCCUGUAUUUGGUAUUCGAUAGGAAGGUCUGACGCGGAUGCCGGUGUACAGUAUUCGUGGCUGUGGAAAUUGGCCAAUGUUACUCAGUCGCCAUACAGCUACUUGUGGACCAAUGCCAGCACUGCGCCAGAACUUGUCGCUGGGCCAUCUCGUCGGACGAUGUAUGUCACAGCUUUGUACUUCACCAUGACCUGCAUGACUUCCGUGGGGUUUGGAAACGUCGCGGCCGAAACUGAUAACGAGAAGAUAUUCACCAUCUGCAUGAUGAUCAUUGCUGCCUUGUUGUACGCCACGAUAUUUGGACACGUCACAACCAUUAUUCAACAAAUGACGUCUGCGACAGCAAAAUAUCACGACAUGCUAAAUAACGUGCGCGAAUUUAUGAAACUUCACGAGGUGCCUAAAGCUCUUAGCGAGAGGGUCAUGGACUACGUCGUAAGCACAUGGGCAAUGACCAAAGGCCUCGACACAGACAAAGUGCUUAAUUACUGCCCGAAAGAUAUGAAGGCUGACAUAUGCGUGCAUCUUAACCGAAAAGUUUUCAACGAGCACCCUGCAUUUCGGUUGGCGUCCGAUGGAUGUUUGCGAGCUUUGGCGAUGCAUUUUACAAUGUCGCACAGCGCUCCAGGGGAUUUGCUGUAUCACACCGGGGAAUCGAUCGACUCUCUCUGUUUCAUUGUAACUGGUAGCCUGGAGGUGAUACAGGAUGACGAAGUAGUGGCCAUCCUGGGGAAAGGUGACGUCUUCGGGGACAGCUUCUGGAAAGAUUCCGCAGUCGGUCAGAGCGCAGCCAACGUCAGAGCCCUAACCUACUGUGAUUUGCACACCAUCAAAAGAGAUCGUCUCCUCGAAGUUCUCGACUUUUAUCAAGCCUUUGCAAACUCCUUUGCACGCAAUCUUGUCCUCACUUACAAUCUUCGACAUCGGCUCAUUUUUCGGAAAGUAGCUGACGUUCGUCGCGAAAAGGAAUUGGCCGAGAGGCGAAAAAAUGAGCCGCAGCUAGACCAAUCGCAGGAUCAUCUGGUCCGGAAAAUUUUUUCGAGGUUUCGUAGAGAAAGGCACGCUGAUGUGGAAAAGGGCGACACCAAGGAGGGAAAAGAAGGGGAAACUAAAGAAAUUCAAAUCCGGAAGUUGCCCUCGACUGAUGAAACUACCCCAGCUCGUCCAAGACCCAGUAAAUGGGGUAGAUUAUUAGGCAGUUCGAGUUUGGAUUCCAGCAGUGAGGCUGGAACUGGAACGGAUACGUUCAAACGGUCUCUAAGUGCGCGAGAUUCCCGACCUAGUUCCAGUGUCAGUACCAACAAGGUCUUCCCAAAAUUAGGCAAACUCGGGGGAACCAUCGAGGAAUCCCCAGACGUUGGAAAAGAACAUCCUCCAGCUACGACCUUGACUGUAGAAUCCAAACAACUCCAGCUGCGAAGGCUUGAGAGCUACGAUGGUGGCCUGAUCACGCAACCGAGUCACGAGCGUGAAAUCCUGGCAGCUGUUCUCGAGGUCAAGGUGGAUUUGAAGCUCGAAGUUCAACGGGUGAACCAGAAACUCGCCAAGAUCGAAGAUAUGCUGCAGACUUUAAUGAAUAGGCUGCCACCCACCGGAAGUCCUCCACCUAGUGCCGGAGUUCCCCCACAACAGAGAGCCACGGUUCCUCUGGCUACAAAUGGAAGUAGCGUCACGCAACCUUCCACGCCUGUUCUUGUGCCCAAAGCGAUUUCUAGUGUUCAAGGACCCGGAACUGGCUCUGAGCAAAAGUCGGCGACGACGUCGCCAACGUCUACGACGAGUGCGACUACUGUAGUUAGAGAAAGUGAUCAAAUCUCCUCGACAAGCGAACGCCUCGCCCCCAAGUCUCAAGAUCAACAGCAACAGCCACAAACUCAUCAUCACCAUCACCAUCAUCAUCAAUCGAGCGAAAGACAAAAAGAAUUGGCCCCAGAGCGCUUAGGCGGCGGUGCGGAUUACAAAUCCACGACGCGAGAAAUAAAUAAGGAACUUUUAGAAAGGCUUGCGCAAGUUUCUAGUGCCCGGGAUGACACGGGUGGUGCGUUAGGUCCCCUUAUCCUGAGAAAGAGAAGAAGUAAAUCGCGAGGUAAAGGGGUGGCGCCACUUGCGCCUCUGGCCACUCAGCCGACGAGUCCAACCGAGGCCACGGAAACGACACAAAUGUUGGAGUCAACCGAGGACCGGGAGAUGAGCACCGAAAGGUCGGACAGAUCGGAUAAAUCGGAAAGAUCAGACCGGUCAGAGCGGAAAAGACCACCACCUAGACCUAGAGACUACUUGUGAAAUUCCUUACCCUUCCAAUUAAGCUUUCCAAGGCUAGUGGAAACCUUCGGAUUUUUGGGAACUUGAAUCACCCUCGAAGUCACUUCAAGGCUGGAUCUUCCCCCUCGGAUCCACUGCGAAGGAUCUGAGCUUCCUCAGCAGAUGUUGAGACAAGCGAGAGAAAGGUGUUUCUCGAGUUUGGCCAAGAUAGUCGCUCUUGCGACUCGUAUCGUAGGAUAGUCAUCAUAAACGAAAGUGCAAAUUGUAUAAAAUAAUAUUUAAGAUGACGACAAUGCCGUAGGAACCUAUUAACUUUUGCAAGGAUGUUCGCGCUGCACCUUUUGCUAAUGUAGCUAAUAUCGAUUUACAAGUGCGCGUCCCGCGAAGCGCAUCUGUGACACAACGAGAUGCGCCAUUUUAAGAAUGAGGAAAAAAUAUCGCGUUAACAGGAAAAGCUCAUCUCGCUUUUAACAGCUUUCUCGUGACAUCGAAAUUAUUCAAAGAAUAAUUUUUAUCACGCUAAUAUAACUGCGAUUAAAAUAAGGAGUAAAUUUACAAACGCGUCUUAGAAGAAUUAUUAUAUAUUGCAGUCGAUUACGUACGCGGUAGGUCCACACGGAAAUGCGCUUACAAUUUAACGAGACCUAUCGUGGGGAUUAUGAAAUGACGAAUCACUCGUAAUUAGUCUAGUCAAAGAGAUUGGAAUCCGAAUUGUUGUAUCAAAAUCCUUCGGGAUCCAAUUGUUUUUCUCUAUCAACUUCCAAACUUUUCCACUAAACCAUGAUCAAAUCAGGGCUCGGAUUGUGCGACUUUUCUCGAUUUAAAAAAAUUAAAGUGCAGGCCUUACAGACCGGUCAUUAUACCCCCUAUUUUCAAGAUUUGGUCCAAUUGAACUUACAAUAAUGUCAUUUUUCUUUGAACGAAUUAACUCGUGGGUUAACUCUUAUUGACCCAAUUUGUCCGUUUUCGUCCUUCAACUUUGUUAAUUACACUGGAAAAGAUCUGAAAAUGUUUUGAAAAAUGCAAGUAUUUUUAAGUGUGCUCUUUCAGUAUCUGACCCUAAAGUUUUGAAUAAAUCCACCCCUUCCCAUCCUAUUUUUCAAUUUAGAAAAAGAAACGUGAUUUUUUAAGGUAAUUUUUUUAAUCGCAUUUUCGAUGCGAAAUAGGUCUUGGCAAUAGCUGAAAUCAUAAAAACUCCGGCUCAAAAUGUCCAAAUAAUAAAGUUCUACACACAGAAAAUUAAUUUUUCAUCAUUAAGGGGUUGUACGACCACGGACCACCCCUAAAAUAACCUAUUUACGAAAAAACCGCUGUUUUACGGAUUAUUCUGAAAAAAAGUUGUUUCAGCUUUUGAAAACAGGUAAAAAUGGGGGAAAACAUAUCACAAAUAAUAGAAAACAUAUUUCCUUUUGUUAUCUAAGGUUAAAUUUCCUUACCACCCCAUAAAAUAGCCCAAAGGGG
Molecule: messenger RNA, 5566 nt
Organism: Belonocnema kinseyi
Lineage: Eukaryota; Metazoa; Arthropoda; Insecta; Hymenoptera; Cynipidae
Gene: eag
Product: potassium voltage-gated channel protein eag
Exons: 13
Coding region: 719-4126 (1135 amino acids)
Biological process (GO): regulation of membrane potential; potassium ion transmembrane transport
Cellular component (GO): membrane
Molecular function (GO): voltage-gated potassium channel activity
Source: RefSeq, a predicted model, not a curated record